Thunnus maccoyii (southern bluefin tuna) is the source of this 2410-nucleotide messenger RNA. Its product is annotated as serine/threonine-protein phosphatase 6 catalytic subunit. Lineage: Eukaryota; Metazoa; Chordata; Actinopteri; Scombriformes; Scombridae. The record is from RefSeq and is a predicted model, not a curated record. Gene Ontology annotation, cellular component: cytoplasm. The transcript is spliced from 7 exons. The coding region runs from base 64 to 981 and encodes 305 amino acids. Gene Ontology annotation, biological process: G1/S transition of mitotic cell cycle; peptidyl-serine dephosphorylation. Gene Ontology annotation, molecular function: protein serine/threonine phosphatase activity.
GUCAACACGGUCACUGAUUAAACCCAAACACCGGAAGUUGCGCAUGAUAAAUAGCUAGGUACAAUGGCGCCCCUAGAUUUGGAUAAAUAUGCGGAGAUUGCAAAACAGUGUAAAUACCUUCCAGAAAAUGACCUCAAGAGGUUAUGUGACUACGUGUGUGAUCUUCUGCUGGAAGAGUCCAACGUUCAGCCUGUUUCUACUCCUGUGACAGUAUGUGGAGACAUACAUGGACAGUUUUAUGAUCUUUGUGAACUCUUCCGAACCGGUGGCCAGGUCCCAGACACAAAUUACAUAUUCAUGGGUGACUUUGUUGACCGGGGAUAUUACAGUUUGGAGACGUUCACCUACCUGCUGGUGCUGAAAGCCAAAUGGCCCGACCGCAUCACACUUCUACGUGGAAACCACGAGAGCAGACAGAUUACCCAAGUUUACGGCUUUUACGAUGAGUGUCAGACUAAGUAUGGGAAUGCAAACGCCUGGCGUUAUUGCACCAAAGUGUUCGAUAUGUUAACAGUUGCAGCUCUGAUGGAUGAGCAGAUCCUGUGUGUCCACGGAGGUCUCUCUCCUGACAUUAAAACCCUGGAUCAAAUUCGAACCAUUGAGCGGAACCAGGAGAUCCCCCACAAAGGAGCGUUUUGUGAUCUGGUGUGGUCGGACCCUGAGGACGUGGACACAUGGGCCAUCAGCCCCAGAGGAGCUGGCUGGCUCUUUGGUGCAAAGGUCACAAAUGAGUUUGUUCACAUCAACAACCUGAAGCUGAUCUGCAGGGCACAUCAGCUCGUCCACGAGGGCUACAAGUUCAUGUUUGACGAGAAGCUCGUCACAGUGUGGUCGGCUCCUAACUACUGCUAUCGCUGCGGCAACAUCGCCUCCAUUAUGGUCUUCAAAGAUGCUAACACAAGAGAGCCAAAGCUCUUCCGAGCAGUGCCUGAUUCCGAAAGGGUCAUUCCACCUCGAACAACAACACCUUAUUUCCUGUAAGCAGAUGAAAAAUAAAAUGACAGUGCACAGAAUCCAUCAAGGACAGAGGCAACAGCACUUGUGAACCCAUAUGAAUUUUGUAUAGUAAACUGUAGAGUAUUUACAGUGCUUUUCUUGGUGCCAACUGUCAACUUUUCUUCCCAUUCUGUUCAUUUAAUGCCAUUAUUCUGCAGCUUAAAUGAGAAACCCCUUACUGCAAGCUGGAAGUUGGGGUAGGGCUACAUGUUGUUCACAUGGGGAGGAGCUCCACAUGGAGCUGAUUUAAAUUGUCUCCCAGUGGUGAAAAAACUGGAAUAAUCUCUGAGAUAGUGAUGGCUACAGGCAGUAGACUUGUAACUUGAUGCUUUUGCUGGCUAUGUCUAAUGUUUUUCAUCAGUCAUCUAGAUGAACAUUUAUUCAAACAGUUUUUAACUUAGUUUUAUUGAGAAUACAUAAAAUGUUAACAACAGCUAGUGCUAUUCAGCCAACAGAAACAUGUAUUAAAAUGAUCCUGAUGCAGGUACUCCUGGAUCACUGUGCCAGAGUCCCAGCAGGUUGGUUCAGCGGCUCAUACAGACACUUGCAUGUUUUAUACUGUGGAUAAACGGUUAACUUUCAGCUACUUAGAACCACAGAGAAAGAGCCUGCAAGUCACAGUUGCCUACAAAUUAAAGGCCAGGAUUACUGCACCGUUUGCCACACUGUGGUAUCACAGCUUUGAAAGGAUUUUGGACUUCCUGUCGACCAAAUCUACUAUCUGUGUAUUAAUAACUGAUGAGUAGCAACAUAAGUCAAGGCCAGCAAACACAUCACACUACCAGUCUGCUCCCCGUAGCCGUCAGCAGCUCAGAGCUGAAUGCUGUCAGUGCUGAACAUGGUCCUCCAGCUUGCAGUGAGGGGAACUUUGCUUGAAUCACAUUGAGACGAUGCAGCUGGCGCAUAAGUUUGAACAGCAUCACUGUGCUGUUGAAAUAUAUUGUAGAGGAAGGAUUAAAAUGAUACAGAAGUCAACUGACCCUUGUAAAAUGUUCAUAUUUAUAGAGCUCCAUUUUACUUUACAAUAAAAAAUCACUCUGCUGAGCAAAUUGCAGGUAGAGUGUUGUAUACAAUGUUUAAUUUUAUGCUGUUAUGGUAAUGUAUUAAAGUUGGGUGUAAGAUAAUGAUGAAGAACUGCACAAAAACAAAAAUUGCAUCUAGUCUGACAGUUUCAAUGGACUUAUACCCACAGUGUUAUUAUGUGAUAUAAAUAAACAUGUAAACCUGAGAGUUGAUGUGUAAAAUUUAACUGUAUCUGUUUGUUAGCAGGUGCAGUAUUGUUAAGCCUGGUACCUUAAAAAAAAUUCCCUGUAAUUUCCAGAUUUGGAAUCAGCUCUAUGCGCUUGUAAUUAUUAUUUUUCUGUGUAUCAUCAUACUUUUUUAAAAUAAAAGAAAAAAGAAUUGCAAAAAUGUU